AUGUUUACUAAACAAUUGUUAUUCACCUUAGCCACUUCAUUGGCACUAGUUUUUGGUCAAAAGGCUAAAGUUGUUGAUGAUAAUCCAAGUGAUGUUGUUUUAAGAGCUGAUUUCCCUUCAUUUUAUAGUCAAAAUGUUGUUGGUAUUAUUCAAUUUUAUUCAUUAAAUGGUACAACAAAAGUUCAUGUUGAUAUUACUGGUUUACCAAAAAAUGCUGGUGUUUUCUCUUAUCAUAUCCAUGAAUUCCCAGUUGGUGAAGAUGGUGAAUGUGAAAAUUCAGGUAAACAUUUCAAUCCUUAUGGUGCAUCUCCAGAUUGUGAAGCUCAAAAAGAUGAUUCAUUAUGUCAAGUUGGUGAUUUAAGUGGUAAACAUGGUUUAAUCAAUACUACUUGUUUUGAAACUUAUUUCUAUGAUCCUUAUAUUUCUUUAGAUCCAGGUCAUCCUCAAUAUAUUGGUAAUAAAGCUAUUAAUAUUCAUUUAGAAAAUUUGGAUAAAUUAGCUUGUGGUAACAUUAGAGUUGCUAAAGAUCCAGAAGAUUUAGUUUUAUUAGAUGCUGAAAAAGAAGCUGAACAAGUUAGAAAAUAUGAAGAAGUUACUGGUGUCAAAAUUGAAGAUAGACCAACUGAUGCAAACAAACGUCGUCGUGAUGAACAAAAUCCAAAUUUAGUUGAAGAAGUUGUUGAAGAAGUUGUUGUUGUUGAAGAUGAUGAAUUAGCUAAAGAAGCUGAAGAAGUUGAUGAAUCAGAAUCUUCAGAAUAUGAUGAAGAAAAAUCAACUUCAGAUGUUGAUCAAUCAGAAUCUUCAGAAUCUGAUGAUGAUGAAGAAAAAUCUUUAGAUGAAUUAAUUUAUGAAGAUAUUGAAAAACAUAGAUCAAAUUAUGCAGUUGCAAAUUCAACUUUUAAUAGUACUGUUGGUGGUAAUUCAAGUUUUGUUAAUGGUACUGGUGAUCAUGAAACAAGUUCAGAAAACAAUGGUAAUGUUAAUGUUGGGUUUGAAGGAAUCUUGGGUUCAGCAUUUUUAGGUUUUGUUGUUUCUUAUUUAUUUUAA
Messenger RNA from Hansenula ciferrii, 1047 nucleotides. RefSeq names its product Superoxide dismutase [Cu-Zn] 2. The record is from RefSeq and is a predicted model, not a curated record. Bases 1 to 1047 code for a protein of 348 amino acids. The transcript has a single exon. Gene Ontology annotation, molecular function: metal ion binding. Gene Ontology annotation, biological process: superoxide metabolic process. NCBI's taxonomy places the organism in Eukaryota, Fungi, Ascomycota, Saccharomycetes, Phaffomycetales, Wickerhamomycetaceae.